Molecule: messenger RNA, 858 nt
Organism: Syngnathus typhle (broad-nosed pipefish)
Lineage: Eukaryota; Metazoa; Chordata; Actinopteri; Syngnathiformes; Syngnathidae
Product: sulfotransferase 2B1-like
Exons: 6
Coding region: 1-858 (285 amino acids)
Biological process (GO): sulfation
Cellular component (GO): cytoplasm
Molecular function (GO): sulfotransferase activity
Source: RefSeq, a predicted model, not a curated record
AUGACCGAAGCAGACCUGUACACGGUGUACAAAGGGGUAUUGCUCCCCACUCUUAUACACCCUCCGCAGAGUUUAAAGCGGUUCGAGACAUUCACGUUUCGUCCCGAUGACGUUGUCAUUGUGACGUACCCCAAGUCCGGUACAACUUGGAUGCAAGAAAUCCUCCCCCUGAUCAUGAGCGGUGGAGAUCCUGCUUCAGUGGAGACCCUGCACAACUGGGAUCGUGUACCCUGGCUAGAGGAGGCUCGCACUUGCAGCCUCAAUCUUGAUGACAGGCCAUCACCACGCAUGUUCACCACCCAUUUCCUUCCCCAUAUGAUGCCACCAUCCUUCUUUCAAGUUAAGCCCAAGGUCAUUUAUGUCAUGAGGAACCCCAAAGAUGUAUUCACAUCCUCCUUCCAUUAUUGCUCCAUGGCCUCCUUCCUGGUUGACCCUGGACCACAGAGCGAGUUCCUCCAAAAGUUCCUCAAAGGGGAAGUUAUAUUUGGCUCAUGGUUCCAUCACGUAAAGAGAUGGCUUGAGUAUAAAGAGCGAAUAUUUUACAUCUGCUAUGAAGAAAUGAUAAAGGAUCUUAAAGACUCUGUGGCCAGACUCGCUCUGUUCCUGGAGAAAACCUUGGACGCCGAUGUGAUUGAAAAGAUAGCAGAGCGAUGUGUGUUCAAGAACAUGAAAAAGAAUAACAUGUCCAACUACUCGGCAGUUCCCAAUGAAAUCAUGGACACCACAAAGUCACAAUUUCUCAGGAAAGGAAUAGCUGGAGAUUGGAAAAACCAACUGACAGCAGUGGAAGUGGAAAACUUUGAUGCUGUUUACAGAGAGAGCAUGAAAAAUGUUGAUUAUGAAUUUGCCUGGGAUUAA